AUGGCCUACAUACAAAGUAUCUCGAUUUUGCUGUUCCUUCUUGCUGGUUUUUUCUGCCUUCAACUUUCACUAACCGAAGCAAGGCAACUUAAAUCGCUCAAUAAACAAGAAAAACACGACUUCCCAGCUACUUUUCCUGCCAAUUCUUCUCCUCAAAUUGUAGGACGAAAGCACGUUCCCUGGCCAACGAAUCAAAAACAAGAAAUCGUCAGUUCGGAUGCAAGGGGUGUAAAUGAUUUUCGACCUACAGCACCAGGAAAUAGUCCUGGAAUUGGUCACUCUUUUCCAUCCGAAAAGGACAACGUUCACGCAAAGACUGAUGAUUUUCGACCCACAGGUCCCGGUCACAGUCCCGGUAUUGGUCAUUCUUUUGCAAACAAGACCAAAGGACCAAAUGCAUAA
This is a messenger RNA of Fraxinus pennsylvanica, 402 nucleotides long. The record is from the annotation of a GenBank genome assembly. NCBI's taxonomy places the organism in Eukaryota, Viridiplantae, Streptophyta, Magnoliopsida, Lamiales, Oleaceae.